CUUCGAUCGAUAUCCCUGUCCUGGGCUGCAUCCAGACCGCCAUCCGCUCGACGCCCAACCCAUGCGCUUCCCUCGCUUCCCUCGCUCAUCCAUCGCCUCGCUGCAGAGCCGGCGCCUGGCCACCCCGGUCGUCCUGUCGCCGGCCCGCCUGUCACAUUCUGGCCCGUCGUGGCGCCCGAUCCUGGCGAUAUCUUCUGCCGUCCGUGGCCUCAUCGAUCCGACCCAGGCGGACCAGAUUGCUGCCCUCGGCGAGGCCACGGGCCCGAUAUUUCUGCGCAAGAUCCGCGACAAGAUGCUCCUCGACCCGACCGGCAGGAAGAUAUUGCGAGAGCGGCCGGUCAUCAACUCCACCACACUCGAUCUCGAAAAGCUCCGGCAAUAUCCCCCAAACUCCUUCGGGCUUGCAUACACCCGUUUUAUGGACCAGUAUCACUUUGACCCAGACGAACGAAGCCCUGUCAAGUACGUCGAUGACCCCGAGCUUGCCUAUGUGAUCCUCCGAUAUCGCCAGGUCCACGACUUUUGGCAUACGCUCUCUGGGCUCGACCAAAUCACCGUCGAGGCGGAGCUGGCGCUCAAGUGGUUCGAGGCCCACCAAACAGGUCUCCCAGUCGCCAUCCUCUCGGCCCUCGUGGGUCCAUUGCGUCUGACGCCCCUGGAGCGCGAGCGACUCUUUACCCACUAUGUCCCGUGGGCGUUGCAGUGCGCCGAAAGCUGCAAGUUCCUCAUGAGCGUCAUGUACGAGGAUCUGCUGGAUCAGGACAUUGACCAGGUGCGCAAAGAUCUUGGGUUCAUCCCCAUUCCUCCGCUCAAACCCAGCCUAGAGCCCUAGGUAGAGCCCGUAUCCAAUAGUACCCCACACCACCUCCCACGGGCGGUGGUGCACUUGGAUGAGCACACUGGACAUG
This is a messenger RNA of Polychytrium aggregatum, 908 nucleotides long. RefSeq names its product ubiquinone biosynthesis protein Coq4. Gene Ontology annotation, biological process: ubiquinone biosynthetic process. The transcript has 2 exons. Gene Ontology annotation, cellular component: mitochondrial inner membrane. The record is from RefSeq and is a predicted model, not a curated record. The coding region runs from base 62 to 832 and encodes 256 amino acids. Lineage: Eukaryota; Fungi; Chytridiomycota; Chytridiomycetes; Polychytriales.